This is a messenger RNA of Ostertagia ostertagi, 1071 nucleotides long. Lineage: Eukaryota; Metazoa; Nematoda; Chromadorea; Rhabditida; Trichostrongylidae. The record is from the annotation of a GenBank genome assembly.
GUACCACUAAAGGAAAAGACCGAAAUCCGCUUCGAGGAGCAACCUUUCGUGUCCAUUAUCACUCCGUUGACAUUUUCUCCGGUAACACAACAAGGCCACCUACAGCUAAGAGGUAGGCAGGUAACUAGUGAGCGGGAGCUGAAGCCUCAAAACUGCACCUCAGCCAAUAAUGAUGACUGCACUGCCAUACUCAAAGACUUUUACCUCAGUGUGACGGUACUGAAAUCGUCACUAGUGAACGCCCUGGUGAUGAUAGUUGGAUGGGCGUACUUCACAGCAUGGAGUGUCUCCUUCUAUCCGCAAAUAAUUUUGAACUAUCAGCGGAAAAGCGUUGUCGGCCUUAAUUUCGACUUCUUGGUCCUAAACAUUCAAGGAUUCGCGGCGUACUCGGCUUAUAACCUUUUCGUUUACUUCGAUAAAAAUGUACAGAGAAUAUACGAGGAGACGCAUCCGCACAGUCCGAUUCCAGUAUUGAUCAACGACGUCUUCUUCGCCACACACGCAUUCUUAGCUUGCAUUUUCACCGUCUAUCAGUGUUUCAUUUAUGAGCGCGGAACUCAACGUGUCUCGUACAUUUGCAUGUCCAUCACAGCUUUCAUGAUCACGGCCGCCAUUGCGUCCGGCAUUGCUACCUCGUUCGGCUACCUCAACAUGCUACAGUUUGUCACCGGCUUAUCAUACAUUAAAAUGGCCGUAACACUAUUCAAGUAUAUCCCACAGGCUCUACUCAACUUCCGAAGAAAAAGCACCGUCGGCUGGUCUAUUGGCAACGUUCUCCUUGACUUCACUGGAGGUUGUCUCGAUAUUCUUCAAAUGGUUUUGCAGUGCUGGAAUGUGUCCGAAUGGUCAGCAUUCUAUGGAAAUCCCGUAAAAUUCGGUCUGGGUCUUGUCUCAACAAUGUUCGACAUUCUCUUCAUCAUCCAACACUACGUUCUCUAUCCACACAAGACGUCGCAGUCACGAACAGAUCCUGAGAAGAGUGACCGACAGGAGGAUGAGCGGCAGGUCAGAGACGGAAAAGCUGAGCAGAAGUGGACGAGAUUCCGCAUCAAAAGCACAGGAAAAGAGUAG